This is a messenger RNA of Puccinia triticina, 150 nucleotides long. RefSeq lists its product as uncharacterized. The transcript is spliced from 2 exons. Lineage: Eukaryota; Fungi; Basidiomycota; Pucciniomycetes; Pucciniales; Pucciniaceae. The record is from RefSeq and is a predicted model, not a curated record. The coding region runs from base 1 to 150 and encodes 49 amino acids.
AUGGAUCCACAUACAUGCAAGAAUGAUAUGGAUGUAGACGGUGCAGCUCAGGUGGUGAAUGUGCCAUUGAAACAUGUCAUGGGUCAUCAUGAACGCUGGCUCAAGACUUCUGAGCCUUCUCUGGUGGCCAUUGCAUCCCUGCUGCCCUGA